CGACCCCUACCGCCCCCAGCCCGCCGGCAGCAUGGCUGAGGAAAAGUCUGGCAAACCAUAUCUAGAAGAAAGUGCAUUUGAAGCAUUGGAAAAAGACUUCCAAGAAGUCAUCAAUCUACUUAAGGGAGAUAAAACUCUGGAAAAAUUCCGAAUAGAAUAUGAGAAGCUCCAUGCUGUUAUGAAGAAAUCUCAUGAAAAUGAAAAGCGCCUCAUGGAGAAAUGCAGGGAGCUGAACGCUGAGCUUGUGGUGAAUUCAUCUAAAGUAGCUGCUCUCACAAAGCUCUCUAAAGAUGAUCGGGGAACUAUAUCAUCAAUGAAGACGGAGAUUGAAAAGGCCUGGAAAAUGGUGGAUGCAGCCUAUGAAAAGGAACAGAAAGCAAAGGAAACAAUAAAUUCACUGCAAGAGGAAACUGCACGCCUAACUAAUUUACUGGAGCAAGGAUCUGGACCAUCCCCGGGACAGGAAUACAAUAUCCGGGAUUUGCUAAAACUUAAAGAAGACAUAACAAAGGAGCGAGACCAACUGUUGUCAGAGGUUGUGAAGCUGCGUCAAAGUCUAACUCAAGCCACAGAACAGCAGCAGGAUACAGAGAGGGCAAAAAACGAGGCAGAUCAAUCCAUUUUGCAGCUUCAGCAAGAAAUCCAGCUGCAUCAGAAUGAGGCAUCACGAGAGGCUCGAAAGAAGGAAAAAAUGGAGAAGGAGCUGAAAAAUCUUCUAGCUGAAAUGGGUAACAAGCGAGCUGAGAUCAAGAAUUUACAACAACAUAUACAGAGGAACAAAGAGGAACAACUGAAAAUGGAACAGCAUCUAAAAGAGCAGAAGAUCUUGAAUGAAAGAGCUGGUAAGGAACUUGAGCAAUGUCAGAUGAGAAAUAAUAAGCUCAUGCAAGAGAGCGAGCAGCACAGUGUGAUGUUUGAAGAGGUGAUGCAGGACAUCCAGCAGAAGACAGCGGAACUGAAAGCCAGAGAUGAUGAAGUGGCUCAGAUGCGCCUUGAAAUUUCAAAGCUGAACAAAGUAAGAGAUGUUCUCCAGAAUAAGCUGCGUGUUGCAGAGGAACAAAAAGUUGAUGCAGGACAUGAGAGAAACACCCUAAAAAAUCAAAUAUCUGGACUGGAGAGAGAGUUGGAGGCUGCCAAAAAGCAGGCGGAGAUUGACAAGAAAGCUAUAGAUGAGCUUGUGAGGGAAAGGGACAUGCUAAGCAAGAACUUGGUCAAGGCUACCAGUGCUACUCAGAAGCAGAUAAAUUUGGUGAAGCUCCAUGAACAGUCAAAGAAGAACUUGGAAGAAGAAAUCCAAAAUUAUAAGAAUGAAGCUCAGAAACAAAGGAAGAUUAUUUACCAAUUGGAGAAGGAGAGAGAUUGUUUCAUCAAUGAAACCAGUGAGCUCAAACAGAAGGUCCUCCAGCACCUGAAAGAUAUUGAAAUACGGGAAAUGCAGAUCUGUGACUAUGAGAAGAAAAUUGAAGAGUCUGCGAUUAAAUUAAAACAGCAACAAAACCGCUGUGAAGCUGUGAGAACAGAGAGGAACCUGUACAGUAAAAAACUGAUUGAAGCUAAGGAUGAGAUAGCAGAAAUGAAGAAGAAACUGAAAACUGUGACACAUCAGGUGGAUCAGCUGAAAGAAGAGAUCACAGACAAAGAAGCAGCCCUUGUGAAAGCACAUCUAGAACAUCAGCAAACAGAGAAGGAGAAGGAAUCAUUGAAAGCUGAACUGCUUAAGAUGAAAAAACAGGCUCUGGAAACCAAACACUUUAUAGAAAAUCAGGAGGCAGAAGAGAGAAGACUCCUAAAAAUCAUUGCUGAAGCUGAUGCUGAGAGGCUGAAGCAGAAGAAGGAAUUUGACCAGGUUAUCAAUGAGAGAGAUAUCCUAGGGUCCCAGCUUGUUCGGCGCAAUGAUGAAGUAGCUCUGCUCUAUGAAAAGAUAAAAAUCCAGCAGUCCAUCUUAAACAAGGGUGAAACCCAAUACCGACAGAGAAUGGAAGACAUCCGACUUCUCAAGCUCGAGAUCAAAAAACUUCGUCGUGAGAAGGGAAUACUUGGCAAGAGUGUGGCUAAUGUGGAGGAGCUCAGGCAGGAGGUUCAUCACAUGCGGAAGGAACUAUUAAGGGAACAGACUCGGUGCAAAGUUUUGGAAGAAGAACUGGAGAAUCCCUUGAAUGUUCACAGAUGGAGAAAAUUAGAGGCCAGUGACCCAAGUACCUAUGAGCUGAUUCAGAAAAUACAAAGACUACAGAAGCAGCUUAUCAGCAAGACAGGUGAAGUGAUAGAGAAAGAAUUGCUCCUUCAGGAAAAAGAGAAACUGUAUGUGGAAUUGAAGCAUGUCUUGGCCCGGCAGCCUGGGCCUGAAGCCGCAGAACAGUUACAGCUCUACCAGCACACUCUGCGAGAGAAGACUAAACAGCUGAAAGUUUUGUCCUCAGAAUUGAAUAUGUAUGAAUCGCAGAGCCAAGAAUACAAAUAUGAAAUUGAAAGACUUGCCAACGAGCUUCUAAAUGUGAAGAAGAAAUAUCUGGCUCAGAAACGCAAGGAACAACAGGCCAAGGAGAAGGAGCGAUUCUUGACUGACAUGGAGCCUGAGUUUCCACGCCACAGAUCUGAUGUUCCUCGCUUCACUGGAGGGGGCUUUGCUCUCAGCAGACCCCUUCCCAGAGUUACAGCUUAGGAAUGGACUCAUCACAUUCCUGUCCCCAGUUUCUUGCUAAACUCUGUUUGUGCUGGGUUGUUUGAGAACCUGUAAUUUUAAAAGAAAUUCAGAAUCAACUUUCCCUCUGAAAUCACUGUAUUGCCUUCAGGAAAAGGCAUUUUAUAGUAGAGUUAACGUAGUUUUGGUUUACAAACUGUGGACCAAAUCUGCCCAUAUGAUGCCAGCAGAAGCCUGCACUGGUGUAACUGAAUAGUGGAGAGCAUGCAGAUAUUUCUUCUUCAAUACUGUGUCUCUAUUUAGCACUGUAACACCACAAAAUGCCUUAAUAUAUAGUUAUUUCCCCUUUAUCUACCUCUGUUGUAAGCACUCACUCCAUUUAUCUUCUGACUCAAAGCACCUGAAAGAAAUGAGAAAACAGAAAAGAAGAAAAAUUAAUAGGCUGAUGUUUCAAGCCCUACUGAGCAAAUGCAAAAUUAAGGAGUCUUUACUUAGAUGUACACAUGUAGCAGUUCUUUGUGCAGGUAGUAUAUAAUAGGGUUUAUGCAGUGUUUGCUACAGUUGUUAGUAAGAUCAAGGAAGUUUGUGGCCACAAUGUACAUUAUUAAGAAUGCGAUUCUGUUUACUGUGGUAGACACAAAGUGACAUAAUUACGUCUGUUCAACUGGGGAGACUGUACACACUGACUGGGACAUGCCGUUCUCCCACAUAAAUCCUUCCAAGCGAUUCAAACUUGGACUCAAAACAUGGCAAACUUUACUCUUUAAUUUCUAGACACUUGGGCAUUUUUGUAACUUUCAGAAAUUGUUUUUGUAAUACAGCAGGAGCCCUCCAACCUUUUCAGCCAAAAGAGAUUUAAUUACCAUUCAUUAACAAGUGAAAUAACAAAGUCACGGCAUGAGGUGCUGAAGUAUAGAAAACUUUCAAGCUGUAAAAUAAAAUGUUUUGAAACUGAUUUGUACAUGGAAGCUUUUUCCCAGCCUGGGGGAUAAAAAUACUUGUCCAAAGAGAUAUGCUGAUAAAUAUUUCACAUGCACAAAAAAACCCUUUGCAAAGAUUUUGUUCUUUCCUUUGGUGGAAUACAUAAUUAAAUA
Molecule: messenger RNA, 3735 nt
Organism: Harpia harpyja (harpy eagle)
Lineage: Eukaryota; Metazoa; Chordata; Aves; Accipitriformes; Accipitridae
Gene: CFAP58
Product: cilia and flagella associated protein 58
Exons: 18
Coding region: 32-2662 (876 amino acids)
Cellular component (GO): cytoskeleton
Source: RefSeq, a predicted model, not a curated record